Messenger RNA from Fonsecaea pedrosoi CBS 271.37, 1503 nucleotides. RefSeq lists its product as uncharacterized. Bases 1 to 1503 code for a protein of 500 amino acids. The record is from RefSeq and is a predicted model, not a curated record. NCBI's taxonomy places the organism in Eukaryota, Fungi, Ascomycota, Eurotiomycetes, Chaetothyriales, Herpotrichiellaceae. The transcript has 3 exons.
AUGGCUAGCCUUGACUCUGCGCAAGUCAGCAUCCAGAGCAUUGAGAAUCCCGUUUCUGCUCAGCCAAGACCCGCCACUCAAACCUUCACUGACCCUGUCAUUGUAUCUGGCUACGAAGCUACCGAAGUUCCCAAUGCUGGCGGAUCCGUUUUCUACAUGUCAAAGGGUCCUUCCUCCACUGAUUGGACAUAUCAACCGUCAGCAUCCAUCGUUGCGGCAAUCACUACUGUCACUGUGCGGCCUGUUCCAGCUACUACGUCUCAUCAUCAGGAGGCCCAGCUCAGUGCUUCCAAUAACACCUUUCACGUCCCCUUCUCUAGUCCCUCUACUGGUUGGAAUGGCACUUCGGACGGCUCAUCCAUCGUCGGACCUACGGACACAAGCUCUGGAAUACCUGCAACUGGCACUGACUUCUCUUACAGCCCUCCCACCCCCUAUGCAUCUUCAAUGGAAGUCCUACCAACUCAGCCCGUGUACACGGCCACAGUCACCGAAGUUGCCACGGUCUACGCCACAACUCUGGCCCCUGUGAGCGGAUAUGGAACACCAGCAUACAGCUACGAUAUCUCCACAUAUAGCAAUGAUGCGAGCUUGCCCGAUAGCGAUCAAUUGAAAAAGAGACAAACAUGCGUGUGGAUUUCUGCAACAAUAGGUGGGCAAGAGGUUGGGUGGUGUAACAAUUGGGCUGGAGGGUCAACAUUGACUUUCACUUCGUGGGAGACAACCACGACUCCUUCGUACAUCCCAGGCAUUGGUCCCAUUACCAAGUCGGGCACCACCUCGACAAACUCUGCGGAAGGGUCCGUCACAAUCCAGACGUCCACCAACUUGGCCAGCUCCUCCUCACCAUCGUCUGCAACACCAACCGCCUGUGGCCAGACCGGUCCUUUCCAGAUUGGAUUUGACGACCUUCCCGUCUUUUCCACGAAUGACAACACCACUGCAGACUUCCCACCUAUUUUCAAUCCGUAUGAGCACUUCUUCUGGGGUGACGGAUGGGCUUAUGUGCCGCCACCAAUGGAACCCUUUCCCCCACAAUCAGGCAACCGACUUGCCCAGUUUGUUCCAUAUCUGAACAACACUGUUAGUGGCUCUACCGGCGCGGGUUCCAUUCCACCGAGUUCAUUCGGAGCUGGCCCUCGUAACUAUGACAACAACUACUGGUUCAGUGCCAGCUCCGCCUAUGUCGCAUGCGAUAACGGCUCCAGAAAUUUGAGCCAGAUAUGUGACUUCGUUGCAACGGCGUACCAGUGGGACAAUGUUACUCAGGCGGAGGUGGUGGUAGCCACUCAACAUUUCCGAAUACCCCCAUGCCCAGACUUCAACAAGUGCCAACUCACACAAAUUGUGUUCAACUAUCUCUUCUACAAGAUGUCGACGCUGAGCUUCUAUGCCAAUGUUCAAGGUCAGGUCAGUCAGUUCUGGAUUGACAGCAUCAACAUGAAUUGGUACAACAACACCUGCGCAGCUGGACUGGCUCGUAUGCAGUCGAGGAAGAUCUGA